CGACCAUGCAAGUUCCGUGUGUGUUGGCGUUUGCGUUGCUUGCUUUCGCGCGUUCAUCUGACUUUACCUGCAAGAAGACGUCGAACUGUUCGUGUCAAUAUGAGAAUGGCGACAACAUUAAUUUGAUUUCUUUAGGGAAACGUGACCAGACUGCAAGGUUCAUGGAACAUCAUGGUGGUCUGGUGUUUUCGUAUAAUCCUUGUUACACGUUUACUAUCGUUGUACCCGGUGUACGCAAUGUGGCGUGCUCACCUCAGGACGACGUAGCGGUAUGUGAGACGCAAUCGACUACGCUUUUUAACAUUGGAACACAAAAAAGUGCUUCAUUUGUGACUGCUGAAGAACGUCUAUACAUUGUUUAUACAUCUACAGAGACAAAUCCACACUCUACAACAAGGAUUGAAUUAAAAUGUGACCCUAAUGAAUCCAGUGGUGUAUUUUCAGUUCAAGAUCAGGACGAGUCAACAGAAAUACAUCAUUUUGCACUGUUGCACAAAUGUUGCUGUCCCAACGGAUGUCAACGACGAUCACCUGUCACACACAAGCAAGGAGGUGGUCUUAGUACUGGAUCUAUUCUUCUCAUUGUCGUUUUGUGUUUACUUUUUGUGUACUUUGUUGGUGGCAUACUGUAUCAACGGCUUGGCAAAGGAGCACAAGGAAUAGAAAUGGUUCCUCAGCAUCAAUUUUGGAUGUCACUACCAGGCUUGAUUAAAGAUGGAGUUGUAUUUGCUAUCAAGCCGUGCAAAAAUUGGAGCACUAAGUCAGGGUAUACUGUCAUGAAAUGACGUGAAUAUUGUCUGAUAUCUAUUGACGAUAACAUGGUUGGCUACAAAGAUAUGUUCCCAGAAUAUAUAGAAUAUGCAGAGUGUCAGGUAUGCGUAGAACGUCAUAUGUAUAGAACUUUAGUUGCAUAUGCUAAGAGACUGAAGAAACGAGUUCUGUGAGUCGAUUCGUAGUAUUGUCAAAGAAGGGCCUUUGAGUGUAGUCACAUUUCCAGCAAUCAGAUCGAUGAUUUUAACA
Corticium candelabrum is the source of this 1020-nucleotide messenger RNA. RefSeq lists its product as uncharacterized. Lineage: Eukaryota; Metazoa; Porifera; Homoscleromorpha; Homosclerophorida; Plakinidae. The transcript is spliced from 8 exons. Bases 6 to 785 code for a protein of 259 amino acids. The record is from RefSeq and is a predicted model, not a curated record. Gene Ontology annotation, cellular component: trans-Golgi network.